This is a messenger RNA of Ricinus communis (castor bean), 1227 nucleotides long. Its product is annotated as transcription elongation factor B polypeptide 3. The coding region runs from base 236 to 976 and encodes 246 amino acids. Gene Ontology annotation, cellular component: nucleus; elongin complex. The transcript has 8 exons. The record is from RefSeq and is a predicted model, not a curated record. Lineage: Eukaryota; Viridiplantae; Streptophyta; Magnoliopsida; Malpighiales; Euphorbiaceae. Gene Ontology annotation, biological process: transcription elongation by RNA polymerase II.
ACCACCAAACAUCUUACAUGUAUAUAUAUCCUCGUCAUCUCCUAGCUUUUGAUCCUUCACCUGCAAAGAAACGGCGCAUAUUAGCAAAUUGAGCGUAGGUUAGCCAAAAAAGAGAAACCAAAAGCAAAGAGAGUUUCCGAUUAGUCAUCGUGGGAAUCUAGUCAACGCCGUCCUCUUCUCCAUUUCCGAUCAUUCCCUUUACCAAAGGGCAUAUUUGGAAGUGAGGUGAAGUAAUAUGCUUAAGAGAAAGAGGAAUGGUACUUCUUUGAUAGAGAGGAAAGCACCUUCUUUGGUUGAUCUUUGUGUUAGUGUAGCAAUAAGUCAUGUAAGAUAUUUAGGAGAUGUUGGAGAAACCGAUUUACAUCUUCUUGAUCAAAUUUUACCGCAUUGUACAAUGGAUCAGUUGAUGCACGUAGAGAAGAGUACACAAGGGCGAGAUCUUAGUCCUAUAACUGAUAAAUUAUGGAAGACAUUCUAUGAGAAGCAGUUUGGUGAAAGAGAAGCUAAUGUUGCAAUUGAGAGGAUGAGACGGUAUAAAGUUUCCUUCAGAUGGAAAAAACUAUAUCAGGCAAAAUUGAAUGAAAUUGCUAAGAAAGAGGAUGAAGCAGUUGCUCGACUUCGACAAUCAUACAAGAAAGAGGAUGAUAAAAAACAAAGCAGGCAAAUUCGUCUUUGUACGAAGGUUCCACCUUCAAGUAAAAGGAGCUCUUUUGGAAGUAGUGGCCCUGGAUACAAUCUGUCUAACGUGAAAAGCAACAUAAUGAAGAAAUCAAAAAUAGAUUUUCUUAAGAGUCGAGAAGUGAAGAAUAUUGCAGCCAUGAAGAAAAUAUCUUUCCAAAGAAAUAAUAGUGCCACUUCGCUGAUGAAGCCAGGUGGUUUGUCUGGAAAUAAUUCUGCAUCAUCCUCAGGUGGUUUUUCAAAUAUUCAUUCUGCAUCAUCUUCUGCACAUACAAAGCCCUUCGGAAGGAGAUUGUAGGAGCAUAUGGUGCGAGGUUUUAACUGUUUAUGGUCUGAGCAAUACAGUAUUUAUUUGCUUCAGAUUGGUAUCCAGCUGCAAUUGGAGUUUGAAUAAACUGAUCGAACAUAUGAAGGCUGUACCUCAGCGUUGUAAGCUUGUAUCCUCUUCAGAUUUGUAUCUCUUAAUUUCAAUGUGCUUUUACACCCACCUUGUAACCUUCCAUUUUGAUGGAAAACUUUCUUAAUUUGUAAUAUAUUUUCUUCACUCUA